GAGCAAGACGUCCCUUAGCGACAGGGUAAGGCAAUCGUCUCUCACAACGAAUACUUCACUUGACGACUCGAUCUCGAGGAAGUCGGUCUGUGUAGACAGUAGUCGUGAAAAUUGGCUCCAUUUCCAUCUUGAGCUGUAGGAGUGUAUCAAUAUGUUCAAGAACACAUUUCAGAGUGGGUUUUUAUCCAUACUUUACAGUAUCGGUAGCAAACCUCUCCAAAUAUGGGAUAAAAAGGUCCGAAAUGGCCACAUCAAGCGAAUUACAGACAAUGAUAUUCAGUCUUUAGUUUUAGAAAUUGUGGGCACAAAUGUUAGCACAACAUAUAUAACCUGCCCAGCAGACCCCAAGAAAACACUUGGUAUCAAGCUUCCAUUCCUUGUAAUGAUCAUCAAAAAUCUGAAGAAAUAUUUCACAUUUGAGGUUCAGGUCCUGGAUGACAAGAAUGUGAGAAGACGAUUCCGUGCCAGCAACUAUCAGAGCACAACACGGGUGAAGCCUUUCAUAUGCACAAUGCCUAUGCGACUUGAUGAUGGCUGGAAUCAGAUUCAGUUCAAUUUGUCUGAUUUCACACGGCGUGCCUAUGGGACGAAUUACAUUGAGACUCUUAGAGUUCAGAUUCAUGCAAACUGCCGAAUCCGUCGUGUAUACUUCUCUGACAGACUGUACUCAGAAGAUGAAUUACCAGCAGAGUUCAAGUUGUACCUUCCUGUUCAAAACAAAGCAGCAGCAGGUGGUCCAAAAUAAUCACAGACAUCCUUAUGCUCUUAAAUCCUAUUCAUUAUACUUAUAUAGGCAGUUACUACUCAAGAAGAAGAUGAGCCUCAAAAUGUUAACAGAGCUGCAUACAGAAACUGUGCUUGUGAUUUAACAUCAGUCAUCAGUGGAUCAAUUUACUUUUCCUCUUCAUGAGUGAAUCGGCACAAGUGUUAUCUCCCUGAUUUUUGGUCCUUCAGAUUAGAGUUGGAGGAUGGUAGUGAAUGGUGUAUGCCUUUUGUCACCUGUGGGAGAUGGUUCCGUGAAUGAAAAGUAUUUUUGUUUGUUUUGGCAUUCAUUGCUGUUUAAAGUGCAUUCGCAGCCUCAGGUUUUCACUCAACAUUAAUCAGGUCUACAACCCUGAAGAUACAAAAGAAAAUUUAAAGGAAAACAAAAAAAAUGAAGUCCACUUUUAAUUUCCAUACAUUUUUUCCUCUCUUUUCAUGUGUACACAAUCCAUGUGCAGUAAUUGUAUAAGUUUACAUGUACAAGGUGGGAUAAUGGGAUUCAUUUGUGGAAAAAUCAUUUUCAAAUUUAUUGUAAUCCUUGUUUACCUCCUCAUUAUAUUUCCCAGAAUCCCACAUCAAGACAUCCUUCACCCAAACAUCAAGCCAGAGCAUGUCAAAAACAAACAUUUACGCUGAAUUUUGUUAUGCAUUUUACUAUAGCAUGAAAUUGUAAGUGUAAAUAUCAUUGCCAUAGGGAAGAAUAAAUCAAAUGUUCGUUAAAUUA
Messenger RNA from Pomacea canaliculata, 1486 nucleotides. Its product is annotated as cilia- and flagella-associated protein 20. Gene Ontology annotation, cellular component: ciliary basal body; motile cilium. The record is from RefSeq and is a predicted model, not a curated record. Gene Ontology annotation, biological process: regulation of cilium beat frequency involved in ciliary motility; cilium assembly; positive regulation of cell motility. Lineage: Eukaryota; Metazoa; Mollusca; Gastropoda; Architaenioglossa; Ampullariidae. Bases 152 to 745 code for a protein of 197 amino acids. The transcript has 5 exons.